Messenger RNA from Penicillium canariense, 633 nucleotides. RefSeq lists its product as uncharacterized. Gene Ontology annotation, molecular function: aralkylamine N-acetyltransferase activity. The record is from RefSeq and is a predicted model, not a curated record. Bases 1 to 633 code for a protein of 210 amino acids. The transcript has 3 exons. Lineage: Eukaryota; Fungi; Ascomycota; Eurotiomycetes; Eurotiales; Aspergillaceae. Gene Ontology annotation, cellular component: cytoplasm.
AUGUCUCCUCGCGACUGUCUUGCGCAAUGCCCCGGAUUGUCGGGGCUAAAUGCCUUUGUGCGGCCUCUGUCGGUUGCCGACGUCAAAUCCUGCGUUGUUGUUGAAAGUACGUUUCCGGAGCACGAGCGAUGUUCGGAGGAGAAGUUCCGAUACCGGCUCACCAUGUCCCCAGAGCUAAGCUUGGGUCUUUUCCUCAAGACUGAAAACGGGGAUCGCCAUAUCGGCCACGUUAUCGGGAACAAGCUAUCCUCCAAUUCUAUCACAGAAUCAUCAAUGCAUAUGCCUGCAAACUGGGAAUCUCAGCCAGCCAAUGAGCCUUGUGUACUCGAUGGUCAGACUGUCGGACACGACCCAAAGGGUGAAAACCUCGCUAUACACUCAGUUGUCACCAUUCCCGAAUUUCAAGGGAGGGGGAUUGGAAAGGCUCUUGUGAAGGCGUAUAUUGCAUUCGUCAGGCAGGAGGAAAUACCAGCAAAGAACAUCCUACUUAUCGCCCAUGACUACUUGAUAAAAUUCUAUGAAAGUGCAGGAUUUGAGAACCAUGGGCCGAGCGCGUGUCAGUUUGCGGGUGGUGGCUGGUAUGACUUGCCAGAAUCAACCAUUUCCGACUGGGCCCUCGGGAUCACAGUGUAG